Molecule: messenger RNA, 6429 nt
Organism: Homalodisca vitripennis (glassy-winged sharpshooter)
Lineage: Eukaryota; Metazoa; Arthropoda; Insecta; Hemiptera; Cicadellidae
Product: mRNA cap guanine-N7 methyltransferase-like
Exons: 8
Coding region: 296-1561 (421 amino acids)
Biological process (GO): 7-methylguanosine mRNA capping
Cellular component (GO): nucleus
Molecular function (GO): mRNA 5'-cap (guanine-N7-)-methyltransferase activity
Source: RefSeq, a predicted model, not a curated record
UGAACGAACAAUCGUUUUAUUUCAGAUUAUUUUGGGGUUAUGAAUAAAGUUGAGGGAGAGGAGAGGCAAUUGAUAUCAGUAAUGCUGUUUAGUCAAGUGUUCGUUGAGAUUUGUUGAGGAGACAAGCAAGUGGAUGAGUACCGGACAGUGUUUGUGUAAACAGAUUACUAUUAUUUACAUUAGCUCUCAUCAGUGUAGAUGAUUUCUGUAACUAUUUUUUCAGUCAAGAAAACAUUUGAAUAAGCAUACAUCUGAUAGCAGCUCUUCUGCUUUUUAUUUAUAAAUUGUGAACAAAAUGGAGGCUUUGAAAACAGAAGAAGGCACUGUACAGGAGAAAAAUACUACCUCUGAACCACCCAAUGGAGAUGUCAAGUCAUCUGAUCAACUGAACGAAAGUCAUAGUGCAGUGGUUGCUGCUCACUAUAAUUCUCUUGAAGAGAAGGGUCUGACAGAAAGAAGCAAAAGUAGAAUUGUUCACCUAAGAAAUUUCAAUAAUUGGAUUAAAAGUAUGCUGAUAAACGAGUACAUGGCCUUGAUCAAGGAAGGUAGGAGUGUCGGGAGGCCGAUACACGUGCUGGACAUGUGUUGUGGCAAGGGUGGGGACCUGCUGAAGUGGCGUAGCGCGGACAUCGGUCACUUAAUAUGUGCCGACAUUGCCGGUACCAGCGUAGACCAGUGCAAGAGUCGGUACGAGGACAUGCGUCAACGCCAGCGCAGAGAACGUCAUUACCACCAGGGCUUCACUGCCGAGUUCAUUGUGGCCGACUGCACCAAGGUGCGUUUGCGAGAACGUUACAAGGACGUAACGCUGCAGUUGGAUCUGGUCAGCUGUCAGUUCUCCUUCCACUACUGCUUCGAGAGCCUGCCACAGGCCGAGUGCAUGUUGCGUAACGCAGCCGAGUGUCUCAGGCCCGGAGGCUACUUCAUCGGUACGAUGCCGGACGCCAACGAUAUCGUCGCCCGGUACAGGGCUGCUGGCUCCCCAUCGUUCGGCAACCCCGUGUACAAGAUCGAGUUGGAGAAGGAAGACCAACCUUUCCCACUGUUCGGGGCCAAGUACGGCUUCACUCUGGUGGAUGUUGUCAACUGUCCUGAGUUCCUGGUGCAUCUGCCGACCCUGGAGAGGUUAGCAAGGAAAUACGGAUUAGAGCUUGUGUCAAAAUCCAAAUUUGAGGAAUAUUACGAGAAAAACAAAGAAAAAGGAAGAGGCUUACUUGGAAAAAUGCAAGCUUUUGAGAGUUAUCCACCAUUUGAAGGAAAUUCAUUGAAUGGAGAGGAAGACGAAUACACACAUGCCAAAGACUUCAUGGAGAAAAAUAAAUGUGACAGGAUUGGCACCCUGUCAAAACCUGAGUGGGAAGCUGCUUCACUGUACAUGGUGUUCGCGUUCCGUAAGAUGAAACCGAUCACCAUGGACAGAGAGGGCAGGCCGGUGUACGAACAACAGAAUGCAGAUCAGCCUUCCGACAAGAAAGAAACACCACACAAGAGAUCUGCGGAAGUGGUGCACAGCACAGAAGAUCCCAGCCCUAAAAAACUGGAAGGAGAUAGCACUACGUGAUAACAGGGUCGUUGGUUCGUGUUCCAGUCUUUAAACUAGAAAAAAACCAAAUAGACUUCUGUGUUGAAGUCUGAUCUGCAGCUUGACCCGUGUCUUUGUUGACACCAUUCAUUCCACAUACUUCAUUUUUUUUGUUGACUGACGUUAACAUUGUCUUAGUCAAUGUUAAUUUGUGACUCAUCCUGAUUGCAAGAUUAACACGUUCUUGUCAACAUUUACCACCAUUGCUUGUUGUUUUAUAAACAUCAUGGUAUAUGACUACAACAAAUUAGUUUUCCUUCAAAUAAAUAUACCUAAUCAAUAUUCAAUGGUGGGCAAAGAAAACAGUAUAAGCAAACCCUUCCUACUUCAACUUUCUGGAAUCACUGGUUGUUUCCUUGUUCUUGCAUUUAUUCUUACAUUUGUUUUGCUUGGUUCAGCAUUAUAUUAAACACAAAUUACUUGGGAAAAAAAAACUAAAAGUAUGAAUUCUUUUGAGGGGUGUUAACUAAAAUAUGCAAAAAAUCUGUUUUAACAAUCAAAACAUACAUUCAUUUUUUUAAGUUUUAUGCAUUUAAAUAAGGUUUUAAUUUAUUUGUGAUGUAGCACAGUUAUUGCCAGCUAUAACUAAGUUGUUUUUACAUAUUUUACUUAUGUUUCUUUAACACAAACAAAAAUAUUUUAAAUAAAUAAUUUUGUUAUUUUUUCUAUUUUCUGGACUAUAAUUUAUUUCAAAUUAUUUUUUUCUAAAAAACCUAUUAAACCAUUUAAGAUUGUAAAAUCUCCCAAAAGACUGAAAACAGUUUCAAAGGAAAAUUAUAUGCAUUAUCAUGAAAUCCAAAAACGUUUUGCCUUGUUUUCAAAUAUUAAGAUUACAACAGUUGUGGCAAUUGGCAAAGCUUGGUAACAAAAUUGACAAGUUAGAGUAAGAACUGCCUACUAUAUUAUUUUCAUACAGAGGUUGAACAGCAGGGCAUCAAGCAGAAAUGGAGACCAGGGAUGUCCGAGUAGAGAGGGUUAGUAAAAUUAAUAAUUUUGCAGAAUAAUAUUAACGCUUUCAUUUGAAUUUUGCCUCAGUAAAGUAGUUAUUUUGUUGCCACCUAUUCUACGGAAUACUUUCAAGAAUUGUAAGUGCCAAAAUUUUUCGUCAUAGAUGUCUUCCAUGAUAAAAUGUUUUCUAGUUGCACUGGAGUUUUAGUAAUUGUUUAUCAAAAAAUGAUGUUUUAUUUUGGACAUUUUUGGUAGCAUAAAUUAAAAAAAAUGUAGUUCAUAUAUUUAAAUAAAUAUAAAAUUAUAACAGUAUUUUGUCCAAAGUCCUCGCCAAAUACACAGCUGUAAAGUUUUAUUGGUAUUACGGAAAAUUAAAGUAUAAAAUGUUUUGGGUUUUAAUCAUUUCAUCUGAUCUUAAAAAAGGUUAAUUACUUAAAACACCUUUUAAGUUUGUACUUGGUAAUUAUGGUUGUCUUCAGUUAAGUUAUCAUUUUAAGGUAUUUAUUGUAAACUUGUAGUUUGGGUAUUAUACAAUCAAUUUAUCUUGUUUAAUAUUGACCAACAUUAUGUUUUUCCAUUUGUUCAUUCUGUUAGUUUUUUUUUUUUACUGUUACUAAGGCUCUAUGUAAUUUUACAUUCUUUUUUGUUUUUGUGGCCUUCUUUGGAUUGUGGUGAAAUAAAUUAUUUACAUAUACACGACAGCAUAAUGAUUAAUAUUAGAUAAUAUUAUGUAGACUGUAAGCGUAGUUACUAAGGGGUUUUGUAGUUAAUUAUUUAAUGUAAAUACCUCAUAAAAUUCACAUUAGUUCAUUAGAAACAGGUUGGCUAUGCCUCCAGCUGUUGCAGGAAACAAGCAGUAUUUCAUUACUUUCAAAAUGGAAUCCAUACAGGCUAUCUUAAAUAUGUGGAAACAUUUUCACUAAGAAAAUACAUUACAACUACAUUGUUGGGUGUUAAAUUAUGUAAGAGAGAACUACAAUUAUGUAUUAUUUACAUUUUUAUUUUUUUCUCUAUAAAUUACCCUCUUCAGGAGAUUAGCCAACAAAUUGGUAACUGUUAACCUGUAAUAAUGUAAUAGGAACUGGCUAAAGACUUGUAAUAACUUAUGAACAAUGUUUUUUUUUUUUUAAUAUUGUAUUCAUUUGCAUCGGAAUACAGGUUAUGAAGUAAUGUACACAUCAUUGCACUCAGAAAGGUUUGUGCUGAGUAUAUUCAUAUAAGAUGAACAAAUUAAAAUAAAAAUCAAUCGUGUACAAAAAAUUUCACAUAGUACGUCAUUUUCUUGCUUCAUUAAUGAACUUGAAUAUUUUAUCGGAAGUUUGAUCUUGUUUUGUUUUCUCUAAAACAAAUUUGAAAUUUAUUUAGAGAAUUAUACUGUUUUAAUUGUAGUUUUAUUUCUUAAAAGAUUAAUGUUACUUUUUCGGCAGUGAAUAUAAAAUUUAAAAUACAAAUUUAUUCAACAAAACCAUCAUAAUUUCUGUGGACCUUCAAAUUUUAAUGUAUGAAUUAUGAUGAUAAUAAUUUAUGUUUUAAAUUUUGCAAGAAAAUUUUCAAUUUUUGGCAAAUCUUUUCUAAUUUUAAAAUUUUACUUUUACUAUAAAAAGCUACAUACAUUUAGUUUUUAUUCUUGUGAGUAUAAUUUUUUGUCGUCUUUUUUAUACAAUACAUUUUACAUGCAAACUUUUCUACUAUUUUUCCGAAGGGCCAAACUUGGAACUUUAGUUUGACAACAAACUUUUUCUGUUCUACACACAAUAAGUGUGCCUAAAUGAUUACCAAAAAUUAUAACUCUGAAUUAUAAAGAUAUAGUAUGAAAGAGUAUUUUGUUGUAAAUAAAACCGUUUGGAACAUGAUGGGAUAAGUGCGAGAACUAUAUUUUUUUAGAAUUUUCAAAAUAUACCUUGCAAAGCCUUGCCAGUUUAGAGGCUCACGAUUGCCAGUUGUAGUUAAUUAAGUAGGAUUAGCUGAUGUAACACCUAACCAACCUGUUUUAUAAAACCUUUGUCUCACUGCAAACCACUCAGUAUCUCAGUAAUCGUAAUCCACAUUAAAAACUGCCUUUGAAUAAGUUUUAGAUCAAAAAUGUACAUUCCAAAUUUUAAUUCAACUACAUAAUUGGUUGGGUUUUUAAAUAACAGCAAACAUAUCUUAGCUCACCAUUCGUUCAAGAAGGCGGGUUUUCAUCUUAGAUAGAUAGGCCCAGUUUUGGUAUUACUGUUCUAGAACGUGAAAUGUAAUAAGCCUGAUUUCAAACCCAUUCUCUGCAAUUGCUUUACCAUUACCAGUUAAAGGUUUAGCCAGAUAAUAAUACAAAUUUACAUAUUUUAAAAAGUUCACUAAGCAGUUUGUAAAAUAAGUCAAUGAGGAUCAGUGAUAAUUGUAUAUGGUGUUCUCCCUGCUAUAAUCUGUAUACAGUUUCUUUUCCAAUUGUCAGACAAAAUCCAGUAUUAGAUCUCUAUUUCAAUUUGACAUAUUAUCUACUUAUUUUUGAUAGAAUUUUGUCACACUUUUUAAAGAAAUAUAAAUUGCCGUAGCCCAUGCAAAACUUAAAAGUUGUUGGUCAUAUGGUAUAAAACAUAAAGCGGUGACAUUGAAAUAGAUUUUUAAACUAGUUAUGUUGUAAAAUUUAAAAUAGUAUUUUGUAGUUAAUUUUUGCUAAAUACCACCCGCACCACAGUUUUUUAUGCAUGUUAAAAAGUUGUACAACGUUAGUAUAGUGUUGUUUUCUCAAAUAUUGUUUCUCGUUCAUAAACGGUUCUCAUAUGAAUCAAGAAGAAGAUUAUUACAAGUUAUGAUUACAUGAAGAUUGACAAAAAUGUCAAGUAUGUAGCCUAAACAUCUUUUGAUUUUGCAUCUCAUAUUUCACGGCAAGAUCUUAGAGGAAAUGAAGUUGUUUUAAUUUAUACAUUGUUCGAAAAGCUGAAGAAAUAGGUUUUGAAUUUAUGUUGAAAAUGGAGCUAAUGUUGCUUUCUUAUAUUGGGAUCACUAAAUUUAUAAAAAUCGCUAUGUUAAAUAAAUUGAUUCGAUGGUGAUUCGGGUUAAAUCCUCCAGAAACAUUUUUUAUUAAUCUUAUAUCCUAUUUCAAUCUUUGAUAAUUUGCAAGAAAGAAAUAACCUACCUUGGACUUAGUAAUGUUUUCCCUAACCUCUCAGUGUGUAUGAAACACUGUGGUGUGAUUACAGUUCAUGGAACAAGGAAUGGAAUUCCUUUAAAAUCUAGUUCAGAGAAGUUGGACAUUAGGAAUAGGAAACCACCAAACAUUUACUAUUAUUGUUUGUUGCCCACACAUUUAUGAUGUCAUAUUAUUUCUACUGUGAAAUAGUUUCAGUAUGCCUCCAAACACUUACUGUACUACCAGUAUAAGAGUAAUACAUGUCCACUGCCACUCACAGCUUGAUGUUUAUUUAUAAUUAGAUUUCUUUGCAUUUUUCUGCUUAACAGUAAAUAAAACUCACAUAUGAUUCAACUGAUCUUUAUGCAUUUUGCGAUGCUGACAAGGUUGUGAUUUAGCUGUAAAUUAAAUUUUAGUAAUAAUGUUGACGUAUAAAUCAGUAUAUUCGUUUCUAAAAUAGUUUAUGUAAUAUGCCUUAGUUUAUUGUUUUUUUUUUUUUAGUUUGCUACAAGCGAAUUCGUUGAUUUUAGUUUAAUGACAGAAUAAUUGUAUGGUUUUAUAUUGUACAUAAAUCAUGUUAAAUCAUUAAAUAUUAAUAUUGGUGAUCAUUUUUGUUAUAAUUGAAUUAAAAUUUAAUUAAUGAAAAUGUUUUAUGUAUAACUUUAUCAUUAAUUUUGACUAAUUUAUUAUAUUGUGACUGAGUUUUAAGCUUCAAAACUGUAUGACAUUCUGAAAUCGGCUUACACAUUUAUACUGUUAAUUAAAUAAACUCAAGUUUCAAUGCAGA